Messenger RNA from Phytophthora megakarya, 774 nucleotides. The record is from the annotation of a GenBank genome assembly. NCBI's taxonomy places the organism in Eukaryota, Oomycota, Peronosporomycetes, Peronosporales, Peronosporaceae.
AUGAUCCGUGCAUCCAAGUCACCAUUGGUCAAUGGGCUGACCCAGCCGAUGGUAUAUCCAACGCCGCUGGUCACGGAUCUCUUGGACGACCUGGACAAGUACCGGUGGCACUGUUCUCUAGACAUGGUCAGCGGGUUUUGGGUGGUGCUUAUAUUGGACCGAGCCCGUCUUAUCUCCGCUUUUGUCACGCUGGUCGGGCUGUUCGAGCGAUUACGCAUGCCGUUCGGUCUGUGCAAUACGCCGCGGAUAUACCAACGGUUAAUAGACAACGCGCUGUCUGGCUUUUGGGAGCUGUCUCCGACGGGGAAUACCCGCGAAGGCUUCAGAGACGGGGUCCCGUCUAAGCCUGGAACGAGGUCCGUUUUAAGCCGACGAUCGUACAUUGAUGAUAUCUUGAUCGGGGGUACGUCGUGGGACGACAUGUGCAAGAAGGUGGAACGUCUAUUGAAAGUCUGUGAGGAAUGGCAUUUAUCGAUUACCGUGGAGAAAAGUGAGUGGGGAAUGUCGAGAGUGGAUUACCUGGGUUAUGAAGUGUCGGAAUACGGACUCGGGGCGAAGCCGAAGAAUUUAGAGACCCUUGCGACGCUGGAAUUCCAGCGUACGCAAAAAGGGUCUACAGUCGUUUUUGGCCUUAACUACUACCAUCGUUUCAUCCCGGAUUUCGCGAUCUAUGCGACCGCGUUCUAUUCCCUCACCGCGCGCGACUUUGAAGAGCGGAUCAUGAAUCCUGAGACGCGCGAUCUGAAUACGUGGACUCACGACGAACGAGCGUUU